UGCCGAACCACUUUCGCACUAGCCAGCUCACCGACAACUUUGUCUCCUUCACAUGUCCUAGGUCUUUCAUUGCAUCUGUCCCCAUGACCGGGUGUCUCCCCCCUCAUUGUCCUGGAUGCUCUCGUUUCCUCAUAUUGCUUUUCACUGCAGCAGGUGUACUCGCCGGCACCACUACCCGCACUAUCGACGACCAGGACGGCGACAGCGUUACUGGCCUCCUCCCAUCAUACUCGGGUGCAUGGAAUCUGGGCCCUCAGUGCACGGGCUGCCGUGUGCAGCCGGACCAGUCGCAAGCCUUUAGCGGGACUUGGCAUGACGCUACCGCCCAUGCUGGGGAGGAGAUACGUACAAUGACGGCACAGUUCAACGGGACGGCGGUAUACGUCUACGGCAUCCUCGCACCCCCCAUUCAAUACAUCACCACACUCACGAACGUUACAUUUCUCCUCGAUGGUGCACUUGUUGGGUCAUAUUCCAACGACCCCACAAGCACCGACUACCAGUACAACGUACUCAUGUACUCAAACGAAAAUCUCCCGAACGAGGAACACACCAUCGUAUUGCAGGACACGGGGGAUACAAACCCAAGUCUCAUCCUGUUCGACCACAUCGUCUAUACGUUCACGGACCAGGAUUCACCCUCCCCGACGCUCGUUCUUCCCCCUCCCUCCCCGACGCAACAGCCAACCUCGCCCCGAGCUAUUUCCUCGAGUUCUCCUACUCGGUCCUUGAGUUCUUCACUUUACUCCAUCCCGUCUUCUAACCCCCCCACAUCCUCUCACGACUCUUCGACGAGCCUGCCUUCUAGCGGAUCUCAGUCGCCAACCAGCUCUGGGGACAAUGUCACGUCCACAUUCACAUCGUCACCUAACGCGGGCGAGCAGCGUACGACUACCAACGCUUCUCCGACCGCUUCUCCGCACAGAUCUGGUGCGGCUGUUGGAUCCAUAGCUGGGGGAGUGGCGGGAGGCGUUGCGGUUCUCAUCAUCGUUGCCGCUCUGCUAUGCUGCAUGCGUCGCAGAAGGAGAAGAGCAGUCGUAGGGCCAUCUCAGGAGAAGCGUGUUGUCGACGAUCCACUACCCACGACCAUCCAUCCCUUUGGGGCGUCUAUGCACUCAACUAGCACCAUGCAAUCGCCCCUGCUUAACGGGCAACAUGCGACGAACGUUAGUUCGACAUCCGCCCUACCUGUAUCUGAGCCAUCAUCGGUCGUCAGCAGAUGGCAGAUGAGCAGGCAAGAGAACGACAAAGGCGUCGACUCAGGCGUCGGCGAAGCGCCCGACUCACGUCCCCUCCCAGACGCACCCGUAUCGCCAUCCAUCGCCUCUCCGUCCUUACAGUUGGAACACUCGCAGUCCAAUCUGACCUUCUCAAUCCCUGUGAUGCAUCUCGAUUCCUCCUCGCGAACGCCCACUGAGCAGGACAGUGACCACAAGUCUGACAUAGAAUUCAGCGCGCCGUCUCGGUUGGCAGCAGCCCCUCCCCGGGCCUCUCAAGAACUCCCUGCGCCACAGACCCUCCCUUCCCCGCCCAUACGGUCCCCAACAUCUAUUUCUGGUGUGUCAACCCUGCGUAACCAGGUGGUCCUGCUGCAAGAGGAGAUCACGAGAUUACGGGAGGAGCAGGAAUUGCAGCGAUUGCUGGCUGAGCCCCCUCCGGAGUACGCUCCUUGAGAUGAUGCGGGCAGUGACGAAGGCCUUCUUGGACACGCACCAGUAUGCUUAGAUUUUUUGCUGGUUUAUUAGUAGUAUCGUCUUGUGGGUUUGCAAUGCUUCAUCUUCUACGGCCUUCAGGCGGAGCUUGGGGACGCACAGCGGUCUCAUCCGGCGAGGGUUUAUUGAACAGAAGACUCGAUGCAUCACCAUCGGGCGCUGUUCGGAACGUGUCUUCGCAUUGCCACCGCAUGGGGUGGGAAGGAGCUUUGCCGUUCUGGAGCCUGCACCAUCAUAAGGAAGCUCUUUCGCCCUUCCAAUCUCUGACUGCCCGUCAAAGCAUGGGAGAAAAGCUUGUAGCAAUCCGCGGGAGAUGCUGAUCAUUGACAGACCCAUCGCCUAGUGGACAGGGAAGCUCACGCCUCUAUAUGUACCUGUGAUAGGUUUGGGAAUUGGGCACGCCGAAUUCGCACCGACGUAGACCCUAGGAUGUCGCAGUAGCCUGUGCACACGCUCGUUGGUCAUAAUCCAUGUUUGCGAUCCGAUGUAGGGUGGCGUUCCAUCUCUUGCUUGGCUUCCUCGCCACACAGCGAGCAGCCUCGACCACUCACAUCAUCGACGACGCGGACACGUCCGGGGCGAUCUCCUAUACAACUCCUCAGUCGUGGUCACAAGGUGCGGGAUGCACGUCCUGCUGGAUCCAUCCUGACCCCUCUGAGGCGUUCGAUGGGACCUGGCACGACACUUCACACUUCACGACGGACACCGACGAGCGGUUCAUCACGGUUCAGUUCACAGGCACAGCCGUCUCUGUAUACAACAUCGUCGCGAACACCGCUGCCCAGCCCAAUACCGUGACGGCCGUGAACUUGUGGUUCGAGAUCGACGGCGAGAGGGUGGGAUCUGGGUACCAGCAUGACCCGUCAUCCAGUACGGACAUUGAGUACAAUGUGCUGGUGUUCUCGCAGGAUGGUCUAUCGAACAGCCCGCAUCUCCUCGUCAUCCAUGCAACGGACGGGGCCAACACGAAUGUCCUCUUCGAUCGUGUUGAGUACACAGUGCCCGACCCGCCCGUCACUACCUCAACCACCGUCACUACGGCAGCUCCGCCGCCUCCAACAGCGAAGGAAACGACUGUCGUCACUUCUGUCAUCACCACGACUGGCUCGACCGGUCUCGUCGUUACAACCCAAAGCAUCACAGACACUUUAUUCUCCUCGAGAGCUUCGGCAGCUCCCUCAGGUCUGUCGUCCUCCACCGCCUCCACUUCUUCUGUUUCCGCACCGUCCUCCACUCCGUCGAAAACAUCGCCGGUGUCCUCCUCAACACGUUCCAGCGCCACUGCCACUACCACUACCCCGGAUGCCGCUUCCUCGAGCGUAGCUGCGGUCGCGGUCACAACUUCGAAGCGCAGUCCUCCUACCGGGCUGAUAGCUGGUGCAGUAGUAGGGGGAUUGGCCAUCGUAAUUUUCCUCGUGUUCUUGGUCCUUUGGCUGCAUCGGCGCGCACGUUCAGCCACACAUCGUGCAGACAUGUCUACGAUUGGGAGCUCUGGAAACAUGGGCGAGCUUUUGGGCGGUGCUUCCGAACGAGCGUAUUCGGAUGUCGAGCAGAGCGCCGAAUCGAGCUCGGCCUCACGUGUAGUCCACAUUGCUCCCGAGAUGCUCUCGCGCGCGCUCUCACGCACGUCGCGCGAUGCAUCCGCUGGCACCAUCUACCCAUCCAAUACUUCGCCUGGCCAGAACGCGGAUGUGCCGUAUAUGCCGCCGGAGCUAGCUUAUCGACAUCACGAGAACAUUGUCCGGAGCCCAGACGCAGAAGAGAAGGUGCUGCUGGGCGGAUAUGAAGAGUCAGAAUCGGAUGGCAUCUCCACAACUCAGCAUCCUCUCUCCGCAGCAGCGACUCAUACCUCGUCUAUAGCUCCGCGCACUGCGUCCACAGGAGGUGGCUCGAAUUUGCGCGAGCAGGUUUCGAUGCUGCAGGCGGAGAUUGAGAGGUUGCGGGAGAGGCAGGAGAGGCAGGAGAGGCAGGGUACCCAGAGGUCGGUUGUAUAUGACGAUGCGCCGCCACUCUAUGAUCCCACUUCAGCGCCGCGAGUGUGACUGUGUUCGAAGUUCAUAAUGGAGUUCGUUACUGGAAUCAUGAUUCAUCUGUCAUGUUUGGCUGAUUAUCUGACGUAGCGCGAACAGGGAUUGCAUUUGGCGACUCCUCUAAUUUGAUAGUAAUCAU
Messenger RNA from Dichomitus squalens LYAD-421 SS1, 3881 nucleotides. RefSeq lists its product as uncharacterized. Bases 84 to 1673 code for a protein of 529 amino acids. Lineage: Eukaryota; Fungi; Basidiomycota; Agaricomycetes; Polyporales; Polyporaceae. The record is from RefSeq and is a predicted model, not a curated record. The transcript has 3 exons.